Molecule: messenger RNA, 2931 nt
Organism: Anopheles stephensi (Asian malaria mosquito)
Lineage: Eukaryota; Metazoa; Arthropoda; Insecta; Diptera; Culicidae
Product: MAGE-like protein 2
Exons: 2
Coding region: 1253-1807 (184 amino acids)
Source: RefSeq, a predicted model, not a curated record
AUCUGUUGAUACUCUGACUAGAACGAUAGAUUGAUUUAUUAUUCUAUAGAUUAAUUUAUCAUAGAUUGAUUGACAGAUCAGAACAGAAUCAGAAAAAUAGGCAACUGAUCUUAUCAAAUAGACCAGGAAAUCGCGGAGCGAUUUUAGUUUUAGUUGUAAAAAUAGAAUACCUUGGUAAUUCCGUGGAUUGGAAUCAGUUUCACACUGUUAUAGUGCCUUAAUUGCGGACUACAUCGUCUCUGCAUCGCAGUUGGUCGAACUAUGAGCAAUUUUUCGAGCUGGGACUUCUAGUUAUAUGCUGAUUACAUGAUAAGCACAGGAGACUCAAAUGUACUGCAAGUUUGCGCUGCUCGAUGGCAGGAAGAGUAUCUUUAUAAAAGAAAGGUAGUACGUAAGAUGCACAUUAGUACAUUUAGGUUUAUUUUAUGACCAAUCUCUUCACUCUUGUAAUGCCAAGCACGCAAAAGCGUGAAAUAUUUAUCCGGAAAAGUAUAAAAAUGCUGUCUUUACGAAGCGCAACUGACAGCUUGGAAACAGGAUAUUAAGAAGAAUGUUGCCAGUAUUUGAAAGAAUUCCACAAAAAAUCUCAUAGCAUUCUCACGCAAAAUCAAGUUUUCGCUGCGAGUUGCGUUUCAUGUAGAUCUCCUUUAAGAUGAUUAUAAAUUUCCUCACACAAAAAGAAUCAAAUUCAAAGAUCAUAUUGAAAGUUUGAUAGAUUCAUCAUGGUUUCAUCCAUGUGGUUUCAUCGAUUUACCGUUCCUAUGCCAUUGGCCCUACUUGUCUCAUCAAAGGAUAGUGAUUCUGAACGAUCAAUUGAUGUUAUGGACAAGAAUAAUAAUGGAUAACUGUUGCUGUUAUGCUCUUCUUCAACCGUUUUACCUUAUGUAGAGACUAUCCUUCUGUACACUGGAUACUUGGUAAAGAACUAAAUGAAAAUAGAUUCUCAUUUUUUCAACAAUUUGUGCAGAAAUGAUUCGCUUGCUUUUUGCAGAUACUGAACAUAAAAACAUACACCCUUACGUAAACCUGAUCGACAAAAAAUACGACCGAUACGUAAGUUGUGUUAAUUUCGCACAGCAGCUCCCAAUAAACUGCAGAAAGCAGUGAAACAAAAAGGGAAAAGUUUGUAUUUUACUCUCUUUGCCGUUUCGUGGAAAGUUCAACAAGUAGAAGAUGUAUGGUAUAAAACGCGUGCGGUGGUCGCAAUCGAUUAGUUACGAUCGGAACGUCGAAACGUCACAAUCACUCAAACAUGAAGAUUUUCAUCCUGGUCGUCCUGGCAAUGUCGGCUGUAGGCGGUGUAGUACACAAUACACCAAGCGAGGAACAGGGAGGAUCGUACGAGGAGAAAUAUUCUCAGCAUCAAUCGUACGAGGCUUACGACUAUGGCCACCAGCAGGAUGAUGGAAACAAUAUCGACUAUCCGGAUCAUGAUGUGCAUCAGAUCAAAAAGGUUCCAGUUCCGUAUGAAGUUCAAGUUCCAAAACACGUCCCUGUCGAGGUGAAGGUCCCAUACCCAGUUGAAGUUGAAAAGAAGGUCCCGAUCGUUGUCGAGAAGAAGGUCCCAGUGUACGUGGAGAAGAAGGUCCCAGUCCACGUUGACCGUCCGUACCCAGUGGAAGUGAAGGUCCCUGUCCAUGUCCCAGUGUACCAGAAGGAAUACGUCGAAAUCCCAAAGCCUUACACGGUGCAUGUAGACAAGCCGUAUCCGGUGUACGUGAAACAACCUAUCUACAUUGAGAAACCGGUACCAUUUACGAUUCUUGUAAAGAAAGAGCAGAAAAAGCCUUUCUCGUGGUUAUUUUAAGAAAAAUAAAUAAUUAACACAAUAAAUAAGACAUACGUUAAACUUUUGAGCUUUUCAUUGUCUGGUUAAAUGCUAGUAUAGAGAAGUAAUGCAUUAGUAUGAGGUUUCAAUAUCGCGGUAUUGUUAUUACCUAAGCUCUAACGACUCACUCAAUUUAGAAACAUUAAAGUUUUGAAGAUAAGCAAAGCGUGUAUGUUAAUAUCCGAAAGAACUAACAGUUACAAGAAAACCAGAACUUCAGUUUUGGGCACCAAAACAAAAGCUACUGAAGAAACAUGCUGAAUCUUUGAUAAAUUAAGCUUUCAUGGAGUGGCCCGGUUUCCAAGACGAUAGCGGUGCCGUUCUUCACGCGACAGGACCGGGGAUCAAAUCUCAUCCAGAUCGGGAAUCGUGCUCAAUUACGGGUAAAAUCAAGUCAUAGAAAGCCGGAAAUACAGACCUAUCGAGACUGUAAUGUCAAAAAAGAAGAAGAAGAUAAGCCUUAUGUAGUGUCGCUCCGGCGACGUUGAUCUUACACAUUACUGAAGUGGUCACAAAUCAGAAUUGAAUCUUUCCUUCGUACGUAGGUUUGGCUACUAUUGCACGCGAUAUAACGAAGACUAGCGAACCCAUAAAAUGAUCAGCAAGAACUUGCCAAUACUUCAGCCAACAAGGGAACAGAAAAGAGAGAGAGAGAGAGAGAGACUGAGAAAGAAAGAAAGAAAGGGAGAGAAAUGACGGGAAGAGUGCUGCAUUUAAAUGUGAUAACUUUGUGAAAAGCGUCAUUAGUAUUUGUAAAUAUGCUGUAUUCUAUAACUAAUAAAAUAAAACUGACUCGAACAGACUUGUUCGAAUAGAAGUUGUCCAUUAACAAAUUAACAUUCAAUAGCUACAAAUUUUUUAACAUGUUUGAUGUAAAAUAACAUCAGUAUGAAAUAACACGACAGAAAAUGUUUUCCAUCCUAUACAAACCGUUAAAUGAAAUGAGGCUCAUAUACUUUAUGUUAUGAUAACGUACGCUUACGCUAUGGAACACGCUCGAUAGAUUUUCUUCAAAGAAGUUGCUCCAUCAAAGGAAAGAGAGAAAAACGAAGAAUAAUUAACGCAUCUUGCAGCGGAUCACUAGCCACUGCGAACUCCAUAUA